Messenger RNA from Tigriopus californicus, 2603 nucleotides. RefSeq lists its product as uncharacterized. The transcript is spliced from 2 exons. Gene Ontology annotation, biological process: regulation of transcription by RNA polymerase II. The record is from RefSeq and is a predicted model, not a curated record. Gene Ontology annotation, molecular function: RNA polymerase II cis-regulatory region sequence-specific DNA binding; DNA-binding transcription factor activity; protein binding. The coding region runs from base 209 to 2512 and encodes 767 amino acids. Lineage: Eukaryota; Metazoa; Arthropoda; Copepoda; Harpacticoida; Harpacticidae.
AGUUGAAUGCAUUCCUUCUUACAUGAAUGGACAAGGAGGACGAGGAAGAGCCUUUUUCUCAUGGUACCUUUGUUUCUCGAUUUGGCGAAUUAUCCAAACUUAACUUGCCUCAAAAUAAAAGCACUUCCACAAUACGUAAUUUUUAAAGCUCAACUUUGUGUGGAUCCGUGAACCAUUUGGUUUUUGGCUGCCGCGUGAGCUCGAGACGAUGUACGCCAAGGGCCAUGGCCCUCCCAACAUGUGUCAUUCAAAAGCCCCCAUUGUUCGCGUUGACCAACCAAGAGUUGGCCUUGGAGUGAGGCCAGGAGUGGGGGGUAUGCCGGGGAUGCCGGGGAUGUCGGGGAUGUCGGGCCAGGAAGAGCACUACCUCACGUUGACCAGACUGGAUGGAUUGGCUCGAGACUUGGGCUUGUGUUUCAUGACGGAUUUCCAAUCGCCUAUCCACACCGACCUCACGCUGUGGAUCGCUGGGCGGGCCAUUCCCUGCCACAAAUUGAUGCUGGUGGGCUGCUCGCGGCUGUUCCGCCGACUUCUGGACCCCUCGGAUCCAGAGCCAGCUCAUGUCAGCCUUGGGGAUCCCGAUCGUGCGUCAGCCCAGGCCCUGCAAGAUCUCAUCCCUCAGCUCUAUCUCAGAUUGAGUGGCUUGCUCCCGUCCAAUCACGGCGGGACACCGGAGCAUGAGGCUUGGAGCCACUUGCUGGAGCUGGAGCCUUUCUGCUGGAGGCCCGAAGCUGCGCCGGAUCGACCUGACCUCAAGGUAGAAAUAGACCCUCCCAUUGACGUUAAACCGAGUGUCAAUCGGUUGAGAAAAAGACCUCUCGCUCAAAAUGUAUUGCCUUCGAAUACAACGGAGGGAAAAUGCGCUAAACUAGUUGAUAUCAAAUCUGAAAGUUGGCCCGCCAUUACUUCAGCCGAUAAGAUAUAUGAGGCUUCCCAGGAGUCGAUUGAAGACGUCUCGACCGAUACUGAGGGCGAGGGCCAUACGUAUCCCAAACAAUGGAACAACUCCAACUCGCCUUGGGUGCCAUUCUUAGAUAGUUUGACCCAAGGUCAGGGUUCGAUUGCCAAUGUCAAGCCCUACAAAGAAGGAUUCACCGUUGAGAGUCGACAGAAGAAUAAGCGGCGCUAUACCAUGAAGAAAAACGCCCCUUUUCGUGCCAUCGUGGGCGUAAAGCAGCCCAAUUUGAAAAUCGGCCAUGUAUGUCACGGCCUGCCGCUGGCUUGGAGUGAUCCAAAUGCCAGUUUAAUUUCCUUACAAUUUGAUCGCUUCGUUCGCACAGCCAAGCUUCUUUUUGGAUUUUCCGAUCAAGACCUUCUGUUCAACACCAAGUUGUUACAUCGACAGGGGCGAUCGUCGGAAAAAGUUGCUAGCAUCAAAGAUCAUAUCCGAAGAGGAAUGUUGACUAAAUUCUCCAAGUAUAAACCCGAACAAUUACAAGAGUUGUUAAACGGGCCUGAAUUGAUGAAAAUCCAAGCUCAGUCACAACCACGCCCUCUCAUAAGUUUCAGUGAUCAAGCGUCAUUCCAAAUCGAUAUUGUAUCCGAUCUGUGCAUUGCAGACCUUCAAGGGGUGAUCAUGUUAGUCUGGGAUGAAGAUCAAAAAUGUUUGAGAUCCCGAGACUUUGUCAUGAUACAGGAUCCCACCAAACUAGGUGAGCAAGGCGAUUACUUUCUGAGCAUUCUUUUUGAUACAUGGUGCACAUCAAGUGAAAGCCUACCCGAGACAAGUAUUUUGGAAAGUUGCUUCGAGAGGGUAGCCAAAAUGUCUUUUUUGCCCAAAGUGGUCCAUAGUCUGUUGUCAGAAAAGCUUCCUCAAAAACAAUGCCCGGAGUGUGGGCAGGUUUUCCCUCAUUUGACUCCGGCUCAACAAGCCAAAUAUAAACUCCACAAAGACCGUCAUGAAGUCGAGAACUUCCAGUGCGAUUGUGAUGAAGUCUUUGGCGACGACACAAAAAAGAAGCGACAUAUACUCAUCAAACACUCCAAUGGGCUUUAUGUUCAAUGCUCUCAAUGUGUGUUCAUUGGAGUCCUGUCGGAGUUGUCGGCCCACGAAAUCGAGUAUCAUCGGAGCUUCAUUUGUGAUAUUUGUGGCAAAGUUUUACCGACCAAAUCCAGUGCUUCGUCCCAUUAUCGGGAUUUGCAUAAACCGUACCAAUGUGAAACGUGUUAUAAAGAAUUCAUAGGAUAUCGAUAUUUUAAUGUUCACUCGCGUAGUCACAUGGAUCCUUGGACUUGCCAGCAUUGCUCGUCGGUGUUUAAGGCUAAGUCCAUGCUGGACAAGCAUCUCCUGCGGAUGCACACGAAUGACAAUGAGAAACCCUUCCAAUGCAACCUUUGUGGGAAAGGUUUUAUUUACCAGCGAGCUCUCGAUGCACACUCGAUGAACGCACACAUUAAGAGCAGACCAUGGGCCUGCCGGUAUGGUUGUGGUUCUAGUUAUAACGAUACCAGUAAUAGGAACCACCACGAACGGAAGAAGCACGGGAAAACAUGGGAGGGUUCAAACCCAUGAAAAGAAAAAAAAGUCUGCUUACAUGAGAUGCAUUUUGAUAAUUUGUUUAUCUAAAAUACACGAUCAAAAUUCCAAAUUAGUUUAUAUUGAA